Molecule: messenger RNA, 744 nt
Organism: Lathyrus oleraceus (garden pea)
Lineage: Eukaryota; Viridiplantae; Streptophyta; Magnoliopsida; Fabales; Fabaceae
Product: protein MAIN-LIKE 2-like
Exons: 5
Coding region: 1-744 (247 amino acids)
Biological process (GO): meristem development; meristem maintenance
Source: RefSeq, a predicted model, not a curated record
AUGGAUCGACCCAAACCUUCACUUGCCACUCGCAUGUCGAAGGCCGCCACUGAUUUCCAAUUUCCAAAGGCAACCUUCUAUCGUCGUUGGCCACCUCCGUUGGACCGCCUCCCUGAAGUUCCUACGCCUUUUGUGGACCUUCUAGAUGCUUUUACGUCUUUUUGUAUUUAUAAUAGAACUCCGGUGAAACUUCUCAUCCACCAAGUUUCGUUCUACAUUGCAGUCAUGUCUCUUCUUACCAUGGGCCAAGAACACAGAGGCACUAGGGCAAACAUUGCCUCAUUCGAUCCCAAGAAAUUUCGUCAACGUUCACACCCAAUGCCUUAUCCAGACCCAUGGUGCGUACCUUACAUAGAGCGUGCGGGUUUCGGUCAUGUUAUGCAUGUCGUAAAUGCCACAAUUGAUGUCAAAUUCAUUUUGGCUCUGUGUGAACGUUGGAGACCUGAGACACACACUUUUCACCUACCAACUGGUGAAUGUACCGUCACAUUAGAGGACGUGUACAUGCUUUUGGGUCUUAGAAUAGAUGGUAAGCCUGUGACCGGAAAUGUUCAACAGCCUAACCAAAUAUGUGUUCAAAUGUUGGGGGUAGAUCUGGUCGAGGGUGAGGGGUCUGCCAAAGCAAGGGGUCAGGGUAUUAAAUUAUCUAGCCUACAAUUGUACCACGACUCCAUAACUUUGACUGAGGAAUCCUCCGAACAAGAAAAAGUCAUAAAAACCCGGGUUUACAUUAUGCUAUUGUAA